Molecule: messenger RNA, 5348 nt
Organism: Bacillus rossius redtenbacheri
Lineage: Eukaryota; Metazoa; Arthropoda; Insecta; Phasmatodea; Bacillidae
Gene: for
Product: cGMP-dependent protein kinase, isozyme 2 forms cD4/T1/T3A/T3B
Exons: 14
Coding region: 208-3090 (960 amino acids)
Biological process (GO): protein phosphorylation
Molecular function (GO): ATP binding; cGMP-dependent protein kinase activity
Source: RefSeq, a predicted model, not a curated record
CAGCCAGUCAGUCCACGGCGGCCGCCGGCGCAGCGCAGUCCGCGAGGCGUGCUGCUCGACGUCGCAGCGGGCGAAGUGAAAGUGAUCUCGGGUCGCGGAAGGUAAGGCGCCGGACGGGCGACCCACAUCCCCGGCGCGGGUCAGGGGAGGAAGUGUGUCGCCGGGGAACAGGAGCGGGCAGCAUGGCGUGACGGCGGGCGGGGAGCCAUGAGGAUCAGGCACUACCCCGGCCGCGCCGUCGUGCACGGCGGCGAAGACGACGACCUGCGCCCCGACAGCGACCCCGGCCGCGAGGUGAUGGCGCUGCUGUACGAGGCGAGCUGGAGGGAGUGUCUGCACGAGUCCGGCAAGGACCCGGGGGACGGGCGCCCCUCCAAGUCCAGGAGCUUCCGCGACGGCGACCGGCCGGCGCGGCGGGGCAAGACAGGCCUCGCCAAGGCCAGGAGCCUGCGCGUCGACCGGCCGAGGGCGAGGAGCGCGCAGGAGAAGGACACGCCGAGCUGGGAGUCGAAGACGGACCGCCCGGCGCGCAACCACGACGACUGCCCCGGGCGGAGGGCGAAGGUUAACGGCCACCCGUCGGACUGGGAGCCGGACGGAGACCUCGACGGCGAGAACAGCAUCCCCAGGGCGCGGGUGAGGCUCAAGGACAAGGUGAUGGACCCCGGGUGGGAUGCGGACUGCGAGGACGUGUGGGAACACAGGCAGGGCGUCGGCUGGACGAGGAGGUACCGGCAGAACGGCGGAGUCGCCGACGAAGCUGAAAAAACCUCCGGGAAGCACGGGGAGCCGUCGACGAGGCAUCCCCGCAGCUUCAGGCAUCGCACGGACGACGAGAAGUGCACGAUGACGGAAUCUCCGCUCGGGUCGUCCCUCGAAGGGAACCUCGACCACCACAAGAAGCUGCCGAAGCCCGCGCCCAGGAGGAGCCGCGGGGAAACUCCGAGGAACCUGAGGAACGGCCACCACGCCAAGCCGCCGACGCGGCGCGCGGCGAGGGAAGACGUCCUCGCGGAGUCGUCGACCUACCGGAACGGCGGCUGGGAGCGGGUGUACCAGAACAUCCCGCCGCCGGGUGAACCACCGGACGCGGGCGCGGACUUCAGCGCCGACAGGGAGGGCGGCUGCGACCUGUACGACCGGCCUAGGGGCUUCCCGGGAGAUGAGCCCUACCAGAACCUGCCGUGCCCCGGGACCCUGCUGCAGCUGUCCAGCUCGUACCGCGACGAGCGCGCCGCCUACGACCGGCCGCGGCGCGCGGAGUCGCCGGCGGACGAGGACGGCUACUACUCGGUGCCGUGCUCCGAGGCCGGCGGGCUGUACGCCGAGUGCGACCCGGGAUUCGCCAUCCCGCGGCCCAAGCUCAUCGUGCCCGUGCACACGUACGGCGUGCGCAAGCGCCGCACGGGCAACACGCGGCACCACGCGCGCCGCGGCAGCGCCGCCGGCUCGGAGGCGGGCGGGGGCGGCGACGGAGCGGCCAAGAAGCACCACACCUCGUGUCCAGAGGGCCGCGUGGAGGUGUCGCGCGAGAGCAAGUACCUCAGCACCCUGGCCCCGGGCAAGGUGUUCGGCGAGCUGGCCAUUCUCUACAACUGCAAGAGGACGGCCACCAUCAAAGCUGCCAGCGACUGCAAGCUGUGGGCGAUAGAGCGACAAUGCUUCCAGACGAUCAUGAUGAGGACCGGCCUGAUCCGGCAGGCAGAGUACACGGACUUCCUCAAGAGCGUACCUAUUUUCAAGGACCUUCCUGAAGAAACUCUUAUAAAGAUCUCUGAUGUUUUAGAAGAGACUUUCUACAAUGAGGGCGACUACAUCGUCCGCCAAGGAGCCAGGGGCGAUACUUUCUUCAUAAUUAGCAAAGGAAAGGUAAAAGUAACAAUAAAACAACCCAACACUGUUGAAGAAAAAUACAUCCGUACACUUCAGAAAGGAGACUUCUUUGGCGAGAAAGCUCUGCAGGGAGACGACUUGAGAACGGCAAACAUCAUAGCAGACGACCCGGAAGGUGUCUCUUGCUUGGUGAUUGAUCGCGAGACGUUCAACCAGCUGAUCUCCAGCCUGGACGAGAUUAGAACCAGAUACAAGGAUGAAGGCAUCGAGAGGAGAAGCAGGAUCAACGAGGAGUACCGGGAGGUGAAGCUGACGGACCUGCGCAUCCUGGCGACCCUGGGCGUGGGUGGCUUCGGGCGGGUGGAGCUGGUGCAGCUAGCCGGCGACCCGCUGCGCUCCUUCGCGCUCAAGCAGAUGAAGAAGAGCCAGAUCGUGGAGACGCGGCAGCAACAGCACAUCAUGUCCGAGAAGGAGAUCAUGGGCGAGGCGAACUGCGAGUUCAUAGUGAAGCUGUACAAGACGUUCAAGGACCGCAAGUACCUCUACAUGCUGAUGGAGUCCUGCCUCGGAGGCGAGCUGUGGACCAUUCUGAGGGACAAAGGUCAUUUUGAUGACAGUACAACACGAUUCUACACAGCUUGUGUGGUGGAAGCCUUCGACUAUUUACAUAGUCGUAACAUAAUUUAUCGAGACCUGAAGCCAGAAAACUUACUCCUCGAUAACACAGGUUAUGUCAAACUGGUGGAUUUUGGUUUCGCCAAAAAAUUGCAGCACGGCCGCAAGACGUGGACGUUUUGUGGGACGCCCGAGUACGUGGCGCCUGAAGUCAUUCUGAACCGGGGCCACGACAUCAGUGCAGACUACUGGUCCCUGGGAGUGCUGAUGUUCGAGCUGCUGACAGGCACACCCCCGUUUACUGGGGCAGACCCCAUGAAGACUUACAACAUCAUACUGAAGGGCAUCGAUGCCAUUGAGUUCCCUCGCAACAUCACCAGGAACGCCAUGGCGCUCAUCAAGAAGUUGUGUCGAGACAAUCCUGCAGAGCGCUUGGGCUAUCAGAAGGGAGGUAUCAGCGAGAUUCAGAAGCACAAGUGGUUCGACGGCUUCAACUGGGAGGGCCUGACGAACCACACGCUCACGCCGCCCAUCAUCCCGCAAGUGCGGAGUGUCACGGACACCACCAACUUCGACGACUACCCUCCGGACGGGGAGGGCCCUCCCCCGGACGACCUGUCCGGCUGGGACUCGGAGUUCUGAUCCCGGAGGCCGGCUGCGUUCCGGAGGAGCGCGGAUCACUGUGCCCGAGUAGGUCUCUGGCACGGGCGUCUGCGAGGCAAGCCAUGCUGCGGUAGGCACUGAAGAUAAACUCCCGUACUUUCCAGUUUCAUCGCAGAUCCAUAGCGUAACAAAUGUGUUUUAACAUCGUGAGAAAUGAGACGAGAAUGUCUUAGUUUUUUAUAUCUUGAUUGUCUAUAACACAAAUUCCCCCGUUGAUUAUUCUUGACAACAGUUCUUUUUUAAUUUCAUUAACAAAACCAAUUGUAAGCUGUACGUUGCAGUUUUAUUUCAUUUGCUGCAUUCUAAAUACGACAUGCCAACAUCCCUGGUAAUUUUGGACUUAGCUUAGUUAAAAGGAUAAUUUGGUCUUAAUAAUAGUUCUAGUAAUUUAAUCAUUCAGAAUCUUGGCAUUAUAUAGAAUGGUAAUCCUAAGAUACAGCGUCAAGUAGUGAAAGAGUCAAUCAAGUUACAGAAAAUAAUAUUUACAAAUGAUAUAGAUAAUUUGUAUAGAUUUGAGUUCCCUCCACCACCCCUAUUCUCAUACAGUAUUUAUCUAGCAAAUAUUUUUGUAGGCAUAAAAUUUUUUACUUUGAAAUAAUAUUUAUUCCUGUUGUAGAUUUAUAAUACCAUUAAGUCAGUCCUAAAUAACUAUUAUGCCUUAGCAUGACGUUGCUUGCCCGAUGUGAAAGACUAGUUUUGAGCAGACAUACAGUGAUCUUGUGCUACCUUUGUGCAUAACUUAAUGAUAAUUUUUGUUGAACUAAUUUAUGAUACUACUCAUUUUUAUUUGUCUUACUACUUUGAUGGUUUUCUGAUUCGUGCCAUGAUAAAAUGUAAUAUUCUUGUCAAGUUGAAGGUGCUGAUUUUUGUUGUCAACCUGUGUAUGCUGGAUUCAAGGGGCAGAAGUAUGAAGUACAGUAGAACCCCAAUUUUACAUUAUCCUAUUACUUGCCCCAUUACCUCAUUUGACAUAGUGCAAAAAAUUUCAGUUGAUUACAACGCGCUUACAAUCUGCUUACUGCAAUUUAUGCUGUUUGCUUAUGCUAUACCUACACAAAUUAGUUAUUCCUGUGUUUGUCACAUACAGCAAAUAUCCAUUAAAAAUAAUGUGGUUGGUACCAAAUUUUUAUCUGUACAUUUUUUAUCGAGAUGGAAAACAUUUUCAACUGAUAAAAAAAAUAAACAUUUUAAAGUGUGAGGAUGAGCACAAAGGUACUCAUGAGAGGUUAGGCAUGCCUAAUUCAACUCUGAAAAAUCGUGAAAUCACUGAAGGAAAUUAAGCCCAGUGUGGUGAUAAAGUACUGUAUUUUUAUUAAUAUUUUUAACAUGAAAUUACAAUAAAUUGCAAAUUAAAUUAGUACAUAUUUACAUGUACCUGUAUGUAUGCUUUUUAUGUAUACAGAAUGUAAAUAUAGGACUUUAAUGUUAUUUAUUCUAUUUAAUUAUGCUUCAUACACUUAUAAUCCAUAAUCAUGUUUAUAUCAGAGUAUGGUAGGCCAAUGUUAAAGGAUGUGAAUCACUGUUCCCCGAGGGGAAAAAAAUUCAUUCAUUUUACAACAUUUACAGACAUCUUCUUGAAUUGUGUAAAAAAGGGGUUCUACUGUAUACUGUUAGCUAGCCUAAUGUUGCUGCAUGUAGCAGGCUGGUUGUUUCUGGACAGGUCAAAGUCAUCACUGUUAAUAAGAGAGAGAAAAAGUGUCUUCAAGUCCUUCAUGGGAGAAUCGUAAUGCAAUAAUGUGGACGACUUGUAAAAGAAACAAUGUGCAAAAUUUUGAGUGUCUUUAGUAACAUGGUUUCCAGAAUUUAAAGAAAUACAUUUUAACCUCUUAGAAGAAAGUGUAAAUACUUUACCUAUGUUAGAUUGUUAGCAAGCUUGCGGGUUUCUUGCCAACACUAAACCAUCACGGAGUUUAUUGCUGUUAAACGUCAUAAGUUAAUGGAAUUGUUUUCAUAUUAUGUUCCUGUACAAUUUUAUUUUUCUGGCAUACAAGAAAUUAAGAGACAUAGAAUGCUUACCAGUCUGAGGCAUUCUUUUUGUGUUUGAAGCAAAAGUUUUGAAAAGAAGUUUGUAUGCCAGAAUAUAUUGUACAAGUAAAUUGUAAAUACAAGAAAUUCAUUAAUAUUAAAAUUUGGCUAUUGAAGAUAUUUGUGAAGAGCUGCUGUAAACUAUAGAAAUAUAUUUUCUUGUUCAAUGUUUUUUUUUUGUAAAAAUGCAAAUAAAAUUUUAUAUUGCUCAA